This is a messenger RNA of Synchiropus splendidus (mandarinfish), 2316 nucleotides long. RefSeq names its product transcription termination factor 1, mitochondrial. Bases 783 to 1940 code for a protein of 385 amino acids. The transcript has 2 exons. Gene Ontology annotation, cellular component: mitochondrial matrix. Gene Ontology annotation, biological process: termination of mitochondrial transcription; regulation of DNA-templated transcription. Gene Ontology annotation, molecular function: double-stranded DNA binding. NCBI's taxonomy places the organism in Eukaryota, Metazoa, Chordata, Actinopteri, Syngnathiformes, Callionymidae. The record is from RefSeq and is a predicted model, not a curated record.
AUUUAGACUUCCCACAACUUUAUUUGGUCAAUGGCCACUGAUCACUGUUGUCAACCAUUCACAAAGCCUAAUCCUAAUUUUGGCAAUAAUCAUACUUCAGAGAGAAAGAAAAACAUUCCCACUUUCUGUAAGUGAAAUAGUAGAUGCGCUUCAGUUAAGAGGUAGAUAGCUUGGUUUCUUUUCUGUUCUCCUGCUGUGUGACACACCACAUGGAUGAUGCAGUGAUGUGAGGAGAACAAGAACAUCGGCAGUCUGUCGGUCAUUAUUAAUAAUUAAAAUUGUGAAGCCACAGGCUGGUGGCCUACAGUUUAUAUUCAGAGCACAGAUAACAAUGCUGGCCAGACUUCAUCAUAUAUGCCCCCAAAAAUCGUCCGCCUCUUUAUAUUAUAUAUUAUCUUUUGACUUGAAAUUGAAUUCUUGAAUUCUUUUGACAUGAAAUGAAAACGUUCUUACAGGAAUUUGAUUUAUUUUUAAAUCCUCCGUCCAUGUUAUCACUUACAAAUACACUACAUUUAUCUACAAAAUAUCUUCACACAGUUAGAGACACAAAUAGUUUCGUGUUUGCUUGUGCUUCACAUCUUCAUGUGGAUUUCUAUGUGCGUUGAACUGUGGUUCUGCAGUAUCUUCAUUUUGUCACUGGGUGGCGAUUGUGCUUUUCAGCUUUAAGUUAUCUGCCAUUGCUAGAAGAACACGAAGAAGAUUGUAGUGCGGCUUUAGUUUGUCAUUCGCUUCAAACGCUUGAACACGAUUCUGUCCCAUUUGAAAUUGCCCUACAUGGGAAAAUGGCUGUGAUGCCUGGCAUCAGGUGUUUUUCUAGAAUCAUUCAUUCUCUGACAGCGCAGCAAAGUAUUGGGGUCUUCACAGUUCCAUUUACAUCCAGCUUGCACUCGAGGAUACUUUGCUCUGAAACGUUGAAAAGUAAACCCACAGUUUACCAAGAAAAUGAGUCUCUACUGGAAAAUCUUAAUGUCAUGGGAGUGGACUUGAAGAUGGCCCGCCAGCGGCAACCUGGGGUCUUGCGUAAACUCUUCACCAAUGAGAAAGGCCUCGCUGAGUUCCUGAAAAGCAAAGGAGCAAGUAAACAAGUGAUCGCGGGCAUCAUAUCACGGUAUCCCCGUGCUAUCACGCGCUCGAUCGAACACCUGGAGCACCGCUGGCAGCUGUGGAGAACAAUCUUUAAGACCGAUUCAGAGAUUGUCGCCAUCUUGCAUCGCUCGCCCGAAUCUUUCUUUCGCUCCAGUGAUAAUGGAAACUUGGAAAAGAAUGUAGUUUAUCUUUCAUCAUUGGGACUUGACUCCAAAGAUCUCCAUCGUCUUCUGACCACUGCACCGAGGACUUUCUCAAACAGAGUAGAGCUUAAUAAGCAAAUGGUGGAGCUGCUGGAGGACAUCUGUGUGGAACUGGGGGGAAGAAAUCCGGAGCAGUUUGCCAAAGCUGUCAUCUCAAAAAACCUUUACAUUCUCAUCCGAAGCACAAAGAGAGUCAGGACUAAUGUUGAUAAUCUCAGAUCUUUUUUCAAUCUCACAGACUCUGAACUUCUUGCUCUUAUUCAAGGUCGAGGCGCUGAAAUACUGGACCUGUCAAAUGAAUAUGUGAAAAAUAAUUUCAAGAUCCUGGACAAGAACCUUCGCACUAUGGGAUGCCUUGAAGCUGACAUUAAGAAACUGAUCGCCCAUUAUCCCAUGAUUUUGUACAUUGGCUCUGACACUCUGAGUAGUAAAUUGGAUUGUCUAAUGAAAAGGGGAAUAACGUUGCAGCAGAUCCUAGAGAAGCCCAAAGUGCUGGACUUCAGCACGCAGAACAUUACGGAGAAGUUUGUGGAGCUGGAGAAGAUUGGUUAUGACUUCAAGGCCAAUGGUAUUGGUGUUUUGGACUUGAGUCGAAAGCGCUUCGAUGCAAAGAUGAAAAGGCUUAUCGCCAACUCAGAAGAAAAAAUGUAGCAGCCAUUUUUUAGAAUUUUCUGUUGCAGUUCAAUCGACAAUAUUCUCAAUUUCAACCAAAUAUUAGAUUAUUCAACCGUUAUCUGACCUGAGUGAAUUUCCACCAGAACAUAGUAGGUUCAAAAUGUGUUGGAAUUAUCUUAUAAUAAAUUCUUAAUAUGAUGACCUAAUGCAUUUAUUUUCCAUGACAAAAAACACCAGAGUAUUAAUUUACUGAUGUUCAAAACACAAAUAUGACUUAAAAUUCAUGGAUCCAUGAAUACACUUUCAGAUUUGUAUAUGCUGUAAAUGUCACAUAUUUUAUAUUAAAAUUAAAGUGGAGUCAAAAACGAUUGUCUGCACAUUUAGUAAUUAUUUCGAAUAAAUAUGUAUUCCU